Molecule: messenger RNA, 693 nt
Organism: Aspergillus mulundensis
Lineage: Eukaryota; Fungi; Ascomycota; Eurotiomycetes; Eurotiales; Aspergillaceae
Product: GNAT family N-acetyltransferase
Exons: 2
Coding region: 1-693 (230 amino acids)
Molecular function (GO): acyltransferase activity, transferring groups other than amino-acyl groups
Source: RefSeq, a predicted model, not a curated record
AUGACCUCUUCCACUCCCACCGCCAACUUUACCUUCCGCCAGGUGGAACGCUCCGACGUGGAUACUCUGGAAGGGCUUCUUUUCACCUCAAAGUUGUCUCUGACCAUCAACAAACUGUUAUUUAAAAACUGGCCAAACGAAGCAGUGCAAAGACGCAACUAUCGGAGUGCGCUGGAGGGACUCGAUUUCGACAAUAGUGACCGGGAGUCAUUGACCGUGGUUGAUGAUGAGUUGGGAAAGAUUAUCGGCCAUCUCGCCCUUUAUCGCAGAGAGCCCCAAACCCCUGUCCAGGACGAUAUAGAGUGCGGCCAGAGUCAGGCUGCCAGUGCAACUGAACAAGCAGACAUCCCGGACUUCUUCAACGCCGACGUCUUGAAUGCUGUGAUAGAAGCUGUUGGUGAGCUUUCUGAUCCUGCUCUAAAGACGAAAGAACAUUAUGAGGUGGUUUAUAUCGUCGUGGAUCCUGCAUACCGUCAUCGAGGCAUAGGCCGAGGCUUGAUUCAACAUGUCAUCACGAAGGCGAAGGCUGCGCAAGUGCCUGUCGCCGUGUCCUCAGAGCCGCAGUCCUAUGAGUUCUUCACCAAGCUGGGAUUCGAAGAAGUCAAGUCGGUAGAUAUGGAUCUGGCGCAGUGGGCUCCGCCCUACUCUGGCUUUGGAUUGUUUAAACUGAUGUCGAUGAUCUGGGACCCAUAG